Molecule: messenger RNA, 690 nt
Organism: Aspergillus nomiae NRRL 13137
Lineage: Eukaryota; Fungi; Ascomycota; Eurotiomycetes; Eurotiales; Aspergillaceae
Product: putative serine/threonine protein kinase (YPK1)
Exons: 3
Source: RefSeq, a predicted model, not a curated record
AUGUCUUGGAAACUCACCAAAAAAUUAAAGGAAACCCACCUUGCUCCUUUGACGCAAACCUUUACCCGGUCCUCAUCCACAUCCACCAUUAAGGGCGAGUCCGGCGAAGAGACCCCCGUGGUUUCUCAGGCUCCGACUCCGACUAUUUCCACGUCAAACAUCAAUGGAAUCAGUGCCUCGGAAUCUCUCGUAUCGCCUCCUGUGGCGCCCGUCAAGCCCGGUAUCCUGAUCGUCACCCUCCACGAAGGCCGGGAUUUCGCUCUUUCCCCGCAAUACCAACAGAUCUUCAAUUCGCAUUUCCAGAAUAACUAUGCUAUGCGCCCGAGCUCUUCGUCCUCCCACUCCACCCAUGGGCAGGCUGCAUCAUUCGUCCAUAGCGGCCGUCCUCAGUCGACUAGCGGAGGUAUCAAUGCUGCGCCCACAAUCCACGGUCGGUAUUCGACAAAGUAUCUUCCCUACGCUCUGUUAGAUUUCGAGAAGAACCAGGUUUUUGUCGACGCAGUGUCAGGGUCGCCCGAGAAUCCCCUUUGGGCUGGAGACAACACCGCCUUCAAGUUCGAUGUGUCCCGUAAGACGGAAUUGAACGUUCAACUCUAUCUCCGAAACCCGGCCGCUCGGCCCGGUGCCGGUCGGAGUGAAGAUAUCUUCCUCGGUGCCGUCAAGGUCCACCCGCGCUUCGAAGAAGCCCAA